This is a messenger RNA of Acanthaster planci (crown-of-thorns starfish), 2147 nucleotides long. Its product is annotated as kelch-like protein 26. Gene Ontology annotation, molecular function: protein binding. NCBI's taxonomy places the organism in Eukaryota, Metazoa, Echinodermata, Asteroidea, Valvatida, Acanthasteridae. The record is from RefSeq and is a predicted model, not a curated record.
AGCACUUUCUCGGUGGGACAUUUAAAUGGCAACAGGUGCGUAGCAACGGCGUCGGGGAAAUGAACGGACAACAGGCGCUUGGAUGAAACUGUCACCGUGACAAGCUGCCCUUUGAAUGUUUAGAAAUCAGAACUCGUCGGAAUUUCUGAUAACUUGAAGGAGUCAGGACAAAAUGAAUAACCUCUCGCCUCGCACGGAGUCAAACAGAACAAAACUACCGCCUCCAGUUCUACCUAAGCCCUUUGUGACAAGGAAUGGCAGAAAACUCAUAAAGGAUUUGACAAAUGCGCCAGCUUCGAUGAGACCAACAGCGUCAAAUGCUGACCACGGUGUGAAGAUCCUGCAAGGGCUGGAGCUCCAGCGAGGACAGGGGUUGCUGUGCGACACUACACUUGUCGCAGGAAAUUGCCGAUUCCGAGUCCACAGGGCCGUGCUGGCUGCAAGCAGCGGAUACUUCUGGGACCUGUUCAAUGGGGACAAGUCUACCGAGGGAGUAGACUUGAACAUCAGGGAAGGGGAGAGGGAGGAUAUAGUCUUAGAUAGAGUGGAGCCAGACGUGCUGGAGGGGCUUGUUCAGUAUAUGUACACUGGUUUGAUUAACCUGGAAGAUGUGAGCAUCGAUUCAGUUAGGAAGGCUCUAGGGAAAUGGAAGGAGUAUCGGGUAACUGGCUUAGAAAGAUCGUGUGUUGAUAUUCUUAGUCAGAGGUUGCAUGCUGAAAACUGCAUACGGGUUUAUCUCACAGCUUGCGAGAAUAACCUGGAGGGUGUGAGGUUGACUGCCGAGGAGCUCAUCAUCGAGAAUUUGAGCAAGUUGAUGACAGAGGACAGUUUCUUGAGAUUGGACUUGAAGGAUCUGUUGGUGCUGGUCAGCAGUCCUUAUUUAAAACUGAAAUGCAGGCUGGCCCUCCACAGCGCCUCGCAAAAGUGGCUAGACCACGAUGUAGACAGGAUGCGGCAUGCUGAAGAGGUCAGAGGUCAGGUGCUCAGCACCCCAUUGCGUCUUGUGCUGGGAGACACGACGGAGCGUGCGAAUGCACUGGAAAAUAUUCGCAAGUCCAUGAGUGGUGACAUUGACCAAGGGAUACAGAAUGGAACACGGGACAAUGCUUUGUGGGUUACGAGAACCCACCCAACCCAGCCUGUCAUACUGGCUUUUGGCGGGGAAGACAGACAGGGUUUGCCCUCAGAGAGGGUGUAUCAACUUCACCCAUCAUCAGGCUGCUGUGAGCCCUUCCAUGCCAUGCCAAUACGCCGGCUGGACCUUGCGCUGACAGCCUAUGGGGGUCAGGUCUUUGUGGCCGGAGGUCAAUACUCGUCGGAUUCUCAUGCCUCGGACAGCAUCGGCACGGUGCACUGCUUUGACCCCAAAACCGAGUCCUGGCGGCAGAUGCAUCCUAUGCUGAAACGGCGUGCCCUAUUUACGCUCAGCACAAUAGGGGAUCGUAUAUAUGCUGUAGGGGGGAAGAACGCGCAGGGGUCCCUGGCCAGCGUCGAGUGCUUUGACCCCGCCAUGAAUGAAUGGAGCUUCAUAGCUCCACUUGUCAUUCCGACCUUUGGGCAUGCCAGCGCUGUGCACGACGGCAGACUCUACACCACAGGAGGCGUGGUGAUAGGCAAGCAUUUCACCAACUCCCUGCAGUGUUAUGAUCCUACCACUGACAUUUGGAGUUACCGAUGCCCGAUGGGUACCAAGCGUGCCCUCCACAUGAUGUGCGCGGUCGGCGACCACUUGUACGUGCUCGGUGGAAACACAAGAAACGAACGUGGGAAGCGCAUAGACUGCGAUGUGGUUGAGCGCUAUAGCUUUGAGACAGAUCAGUGGGUGAGCGUUAAUCCCAUACCGAGGCCGGUUUGCCUAGCUGGGGUGACCUCUCUGGGACACCGUAUAUACCUAGUCGGCGGUUACAAUGGACGGCUGGCAAUGAGGCAUGGCGAUAUCCAGUGCUAUGACACCCUGAAGAACAAGUGGACGAGAAUCGGUCAACUGCCCGAGCCACUCAUGCGACUGAGCACGUGCACUCUAUCCCUACCCAUCAUGCAGCACGGCAAUGCUGGACAAUCUUCAGCCAAUCAGCGAAGCAGGUCUGGGUCAACCGGACACUCAGACUCGAGCAGCGAGGGCUCAGUCUGAGGUUUUUAUGAGUUAA